GUGCCGGGCCGGGAGCAGGCGGUGGCGGCGGCGGCGGCGGCGGCACCAUGGGCCGGGCCCGGCGCUUCCAGUGGCCGCUGCUGCUGCUGUGGGCGGCCGCGGCAGGGCCAGGGGCAGGACAGGAAGUACAGACAGAGAAUGUGACAGUGGCCGAGGGUGGGGUGGCCGAGAUAACCUGCCGUCUGCACCAGUAUGAUGGGUCCAUAGUUGUCAUUCAGAACCCAGCCCGGCAGACCCUCUUCUUCAAUGGCACCCGCGCCCUGAAGGACGAGCGUUUCCAGCUUGAGGAGUUCUCCCCUCGCAGAGUGAGGAUCCGACUCUCAGAUGCCCGCCUGGAAGACGAGGGGGGCUACUUCUGCCAGCUCUACACGGAGGACACCCACCACCAGAUUGCCACGCUCACUGUGCUGGUGGCCCCAGAGAAUCCCGCGGUGGAAGUCCGGGAGCAGGCGGUGGAGGGCGGCGAGGUGGAGCUCAGCUGCCUGGUUCCGCGGUCUCGGCCGGCCGCCGUCCUGCGCUGGUACCGCGACCGCAAGGAGCUGAAAGGUGUGAGCAGCAGCAAGGAAAAUGGCAAGGUGUGGAGCGUGAAGAGCACAGUGAGGUUUCGUGUAGACCGCAAGGACGACGGCGGUAUCAUCAUCUGCGAGGCGCAGAACCAGGCGCUGCCCUCGGGACACAGCAAGCAGACGCAGUACGUGCUGGAUGUGCAGUUCUCCCCGACGGCCCGGAUCCAUGCCUCCCAAGCUGUGGUGAGGGAGGGAGACACGCUGGUGCUGACGUGUGCUAUAACGGGGAACCCCAGGCCAAAUCAGAUCCGCUGGAACCGCGGGAAUGAGUCUUUGCCGGAGCGGGCCGAGGCUGUCGGGGAGACGCUUACGCUGCCUGGCCUGGUAUCUGCAGAUAAUGGCACCUACACUUGCGAGGCGUCGAACAAGCACGGCCACGCGAGGGCGCUCUAUGUGCUCGUGGUUUACGACCCCGGUGCGGUGGUAGAGGCUCAGACGUCCGUGCCCUACGCCAUCGUGGGUGGCAUCCUGGCGCUACUGGUGUUUUUGAUCAUUUGUGUGCUGGUGGGCAUGGUCUGGUGCUCAGUACGACAGAAGGGCUCCUAUUUGACCCAUGAGGCCAGUGGUUUGGAUGAGCAGGGAGAAGCAAGAGAAGCCUUCCUCAAUGGCAGCGAUGGACACAAGAGGAAAGAAGAAUUCUUCAUCUGACCCCUCCUCUACCCCAGGCCUGAGCCUGGGCUGGGGUCCACCCCACUGCCAGCUGCAAAGACAUUUACCAGAGUCUGGGAUGGUGGGCAUCUCCUCCCACCACUAACACCUCAGACGUUUGGGCAGGGAUGGGGGUAUCAGAUGCCUGGGUCUCUACCAGGGCCACAAGCAAGGUCCCAGAGAUCUGGGUCCCCCAGGGGAGAGGGCCAGAGGUCCAGACCCCCAAAGUCCAGGGAGGGUGGUAGGGAUUGGGUUGGGGGAAGAUAAGUGGGGGAAAGCCAGGGCCCCUAGGCUGCAGAACCAGGUCUUGUGGGGAGGGGAUCAGAUUCCGGGAAGGGUGGGGUGGGCAGGGAGGGGGACACACGGAUUUCUUUGGGGGUCCCAGACCCCAUGCCAGCCAUUGUAGGAGUUCCACAGAGCUCUGGGCACCUCUUUGCAAAGCCAUGUUUGCACGGUGGGCGUAAGGGUGGGGGGAGGGUAUGGAAACAGGGAUUCCGUGUCUUUGUGUCAUAACUUUGAUGGAGGAGGUGAGAGAGACAGCCCCAGCCCUUUUCUCCAGCCCCCCUUCCUGGGCUCCCCUUCCUUCCACCUCCUCCCCCAAAAUCUGUCCCACUUAUAUUUGUCUCCCUGUCUACCCACUCCUGGGGGUGCCUUCCCCAUCUCUCCUCCAGGCCCCCCAGGAAGGGGAAAAGGAGUUUAAGGGGAUGUGUUGGUCUCUAUGGUUUUAUAUAUAAUAUAUUAAAAAAAUCAAAAAUCUGUAUGAAAAUAUCAGAUUAUGCCCCCUCCCCCAUUUCUGGCUUUUGCCCCCCUUUUUCUUGUUCAAAAAAACAAACAAACCACACACAAUAUUUUGUACUAGGCGGGGAGGGGAAUGGGGAGGGGGUUUGGCGAUCCCACUAACCACCAUUAAACUGAGGAGAGAACACAUUCGGGGUGGCUGUGU
Molecule: messenger RNA, 2157 nt
Organism: Artibeus jamaicensis (Jamaican fruit-eating bat)
Lineage: Eukaryota; Metazoa; Chordata; Mammalia; Chiroptera; Phyllostomidae
Gene: CADM4
Product: cell adhesion molecule 4
Exons: 9
Coding region: 48-1214 (388 amino acids)
Biological process (GO): negative regulation of peptidyl-tyrosine phosphorylation; regulation of wound healing; regulation of Rac protein signal transduction
Cellular component (GO): cell-cell contact zone
Molecular function (GO): vascular endothelial growth factor receptor 2 binding
Source: RefSeq, a predicted model, not a curated record